Caenorhabditis elegans is the source of this 459-nucleotide messenger RNA. RefSeq names its product PAN-3 domain-containing protein (gene F54D12.10). Bases 1 to 459 code for a protein of 152 amino acids. The transcript has 2 exons. NCBI's taxonomy places the organism in Eukaryota, Metazoa, Nematoda, Chromadorea, Rhabditida, Rhabditidae. The record is from RefSeq and is marked reviewed.
AUGAGCUCUCAGACCUUUCUAAUCCUGUUUCUUUUCCCAAUUACCAUCCUAUCAGUAUUUGUAUCGGUACGUGGAUCACCGGUUAAUUCGACAAGUUAUGUCUCAAAAACUUUCUUGAAUUUGACAUGGAAAUCUUGUAUCACAAGAUGUGUUAUCGUGGCGGAUUGUAUUUUAGUUCACUCGAAUAGUUUGAAUAGAUGUUAUUUAUACGCUGUCGGGGAUAUUAUUCAAGUUAGGAAUGACCGGGAUGGGUACUCAAUUAUGAAUGAAACAGUGGCUUUUAGGAUGCGAAACUCCCCGUAUAAAUGCUCCAAUAGAUCGAGUGAUAUGCUUUUUGGAGUGAUAAACCUAUAUAACAAGGAUAAUAUUACAUCCUAUGAAAUUACAAUGUCACCAACAAAUGAGUAUUAUGAAAUUAAAUAUGGUAGGUCGAAAUUACUUGAAAUUUCAAAUGUUUAA